Molecule: messenger RNA, 678 nt
Organism: Parastagonospora nodorum SN15
Lineage: Eukaryota; Fungi; Ascomycota; Dothideomycetes; Pleosporales; Phaeosphaeriaceae
Exons: 2
Coding region: 1-678 (225 amino acids)
Source: RefSeq, a predicted model, not a curated record
AUGUACCCCGCUGCUAUCCAUGCACUCAUUAGUUUCCGCUCAAAACCAGCCUACUCCGCCACCGAAGACGCAUACCUCUCUCCUCCUAGCUCAGCCAGGCCAGCGAGAUUGCUCUCCCUGUUUCCGCAGUCGACGAUGUCAGAGGCCCGCCAUUUGGCAAAUUCAUUCCACCCUGAUAUUGCUCUUGUUGGUACAUCACCCACCAGACGUCCACUCACAGAUCAAGAUCGUCACAAACCUUCCAUCACCACGCAACCUUCCAAGCUCAGUCCAGCUUAUCACGCAAGCUCAUCCCAAUCUACAACAACAUCCCCGACCUCGAAACGGAGACAUUACUCAAUUCAAGAACUUGUCUCGCCCAUGGGUGCUGCAAUCAACAACUAUUUCUCCAGCGCUGUGCCAAAAGCUGAACCACCACCAGUGGCGUUGAGUCCAGUUGCUACGCCAGGAAGCGCUCUUAGCCAGCGGAACGCCCAUGUUCUGUCCCCGACAAAUAAUAUGAGAACGCAAAAACCUUUGCCUCGAAGCCCUCUCCCCGGGACAUCCCCUGAUCUCGCUUGUAGAGAGCUUGCCAUCCCAAAUCAAGCUCUUGUUAAUAAUGAGAUUACGCAUUCCAGUGGUAUGCCGCUGGUGCGGGAUGCACGCAGCAGUCCAAAGGUGGUAGUGCGUCAAGUGUAA